Molecule: messenger RNA, 2001 nt
Organism: Ruditapes philippinarum (Manila clam)
Lineage: Eukaryota; Metazoa; Mollusca; Bivalvia; Venerida; Veneridae
Exons: 2
Coding region: 1-2001 (666 amino acids)
Biological process (GO): positive regulation of DNA-templated transcription
Cellular component (GO): nucleoplasm; chromatin
Molecular function (GO): ubiquitin-protein transferase activity; zinc ion binding
Source: RefSeq, a predicted model, not a curated record
AUGGCUGAAUCCAUUGUGGAGGCUGGUGAAGUGUCCGGGCGAAUAAAGGAAAUUCUGUGCCAACCGUGUUUGAACAAGGAUAACCAAACGACAAAAGUUGCUGAAAAGUUUUGUUCAAGUUGUAAUGAAUUUCAGUGUUUGGAUUGUUCCAACGUUCACUACACACACGCCUUCUUAAGAAAUCAUAAAUUAGUGAACGCGAAUGAGGCGAAAACGAAACAAGGCUCGUUUGAUAUGAAAGGGUUAGACCAAUGUGAUAAACACCGGAAAGUUCUAAAAUUCUUUUGCGAAGAUGAUAAUCAGCUCUGCUGCAGUACCUGUGCUAUUGUUGAACAUCGAAAAUGUCACAGCGUUGUUGAAAUUCUAAAGGUCGCUGAAAGAUCAACCUAUGGAAGUUCAACUUUAAAUGCUAAAUUGGAGGAAGUGAGACAGAAGGCAAACAAUAUCGUAGACAGCAUUGUCUCAUCAAAAGAGAAACUAGACGAAGAUGCUAAAGAAAUACCAGUAAAUAUCAGACGAAUGCGGGACGAAGUAAUGAAAAUGUUUGACGAGUUGGAAAUUUCCGUUGUAAAAGACGUUGAAUUGUUUCAGAAAGAGACAUUAGAAAAGCUGACAAUUAGACAGUCACAGAACGAGAAAUAUCUGACUGAUAUAACAACGUGUCUGGAAACGAUUGACAACGUGUAUCAGAAUGGAUCUCUGGUACAACAGUUUAUAGUAGAGCAGAAAAUGAAGAAUGACGUCAAUGUUCUUCACACAAAUGUAAAUACAGAAUGUCAAAGUUUAGAGACCGUAACUGUCACCUUUGAAUUUGAUGAAACAUUAAAACUUCCUCCCUUGUCAGUCACUGAUUAUGUUCCAGGACAACUGACUCUGUCAUUCUGUCUAUCAGAGGUAGCAAAUACUAUAGUUCCUGUUAACAAAACAAUGAUAUUAACACCAGUAAACUCCAUUGAUAUAAAGCAGGAAAAGGAUGAUGUAAGAGAGCCAUUUUAUACAGGGAUUGAUUUCUUACCUGAUGGUAGACUUGUUGCUGUUGAUAAUAAAAUCAUGAAAUUCUUAGUUUACAAUGAGAAGCUUGAGAAAGUUGCAUCAUAUCAGUUACUUCAUAAGCCACAAUCUGUUGUCGUUGUGUCUGAGGAGGAAGUAGCGAUAACAAGUGGACUUAAGUUAAACAUUUUACGUGUUAACAAAUCUAAUGACUUAACUUCAGAUAUAACGAUCAAAGUAACAACAAAAUAUAGCUCGAUAUUUAUAAAAGAUGAUAAACAUUUCGUCGGCGGGACAAUUAAUCAUUCAACACCUGUUCGUAUUAUAUCAUCUACAGGAGAAGAGAAAGAUUUCAAUAUCAACUUCCCGAACAAGUCAUAUCCUGUAAGGACAAGUGCUUGUACUUACAUAAGGAACAGUGAUAAAGUGGUGCUUACAGAUAGACCCGAGCAUACUAUCUGUAUAUAUGACGUCAAGACAAACACGAGAGUCGUGGUGAAGGAUGAUCAGAUAAAGGAUCCAUGUGGUGUAUCAAUUGGUCCCUAUGAUACUAUCCUAGUUUGUAGUAAUGGAACAAACUCCAUUGUACAGAUAUCACAAACAGGACAGAUCUUAUCAUCGUACAAGAUAGAUAUGGAAUAUCCGUACAGAGCAUGUGUCUCACGUGAUAAAUCAUUUCUUGCAAUAACAAACUCAUGUACUGACUACCAAGCCAUGUUGAAAAAUCCAAGAAGGGUUUUCAACGCUGACGAGUCUGGGUUUCCUUUAGCCGUCAAGUCAGGUCGUGUGAUUGCCCCUUUGGGAGCACGUCACGUGUACCAAGUUGUAACAAAUACAAAAACCCAGAUUACAGUGAUGGUCUCAUUCAAUGCAUUUGGGAAAGAUGUUCCUCCAAUGAUUUUAUUCCCAGGGGAAAGACUUAGGAAUGUUGGACUGUCUGGUUUUCCUGAAGCAACUUAUGCCAAACCCCUAAUGGUUGGAUGGACUCAGAAACAUUUGUCGAAUUUCUAA